Colletes gigas is the source of this 2436-nucleotide messenger RNA. Its product is annotated as ESF1 homolog. The transcript is spliced from 7 exons. Lineage: Eukaryota; Metazoa; Arthropoda; Insecta; Hymenoptera; Colletidae. Gene Ontology annotation, cellular component: nucleus. Gene Ontology annotation, molecular function: RNA binding. Gene Ontology annotation, biological process: rRNA processing. The record is from RefSeq and is a predicted model, not a curated record. Bases 175 to 2412 code for a protein of 745 amino acids.
AUUAGAGGUAUCUGUAUAUACAUAGGUUAUGAUAUAAAUAUGGAAAUCGAGCACAUGGAUCGUGCAAGAUUUGUACCCAUCUACUCUAUCGUAUGUUACGUUAAAAACGUUUGUAGAUCGUGUUAUUAGAUAUUAGUGAAUUUAAAUAACAGUGAAAUAAAACAUAUUAAAACCAUGGAUGAAUUAUUGAGCGAUAAACGGUUUGCCCACAUUGCAAGGGAUCCUAAAUUUAAAAGGAUCCCUAAAACAGAACGAAAAGUGAAAAUAGACAAAAGAUUUCAAAGUAUGUUUAACGAUAAAAAAUUUACUGUUCAGUAUACCAUUGAUAAGCGAGGCAGACCUAUCAAUCAAACAUCAUCUGAAAAUCUCAGAAAAUAUUAUGAUUUGCCAAGCAGCGAAGAUGAGGAAGAUCAAGAAGAAACUGAUACAUCUAAAUUAAAAAAAAUUAGUCCUACAAAACAUGAUGUUGAUACAAAUAAUAAAGAUGAAGAUGAUGAUUCGCCAGACAAUUGUUUUUCAAGCAAUGGAGAAUUGCUUCGAAUUAAACCAAAAGAAGAAUCAAAUGUAGAUUCUGAGGAACACAGCGAGUCCAAAUCAGAGUCUGAUUCUGAUGCAAAGAGUAUAACAAAUAGUUUGAAAGCAGAUUUGAAAGCAAGUGAAAAACAAUUGAAAAUUAGGAGGCAAAAUGAAUCUAACAAUCUGACAAAUAAAAUUAAAGAAAAAUUAAGGGAUUUAAGUGUAAAUUAUGCCAGGGGUGAAGGAGUUUUGUUAACAGAUAGCUCUUCUGAUGAAGAAAGUUCAGAUAUUUCUGAUGAAGAAGAGAUUGAACAUAAUUGGGGUGAAUUAGACAAAGAGGCAGAGACAACAGAUCAAAUUACACGUCGAUUAGCAGUGUGUAAUAUGGAUUGGGAUAGAAUACGUGCUGUAGAUUUGAUGGUCUUAUUCAAUUCAUUUUUACCAAGUGGAGGUGUUAUUUGUUCAGUUAUGAUUUAUCCAUCAGAAUUUGGUCUGCAACGCAUGAAAGAAGAAGAAAUUGCUGGCCCAAAAGAAUUAACUCAAACAAAUAGUGAGAGAGAAAUUAAUGAUGAAAAUGAUGAUGAAGAAGGAUCAACAUAUCAUAUGGAGAAAUUAAGACAAUAUCAAUUGAAUAGAUUAAAGUAUUACUAUGCUGUUGUUGAGUUUGAUUCUGCUGAAACAGCAAAUAAAGUUUAUACAGAGUGUGAUGGCACAGAAUAUGAAUCCACAGCAACAAAAUUAGAUCUUAGAUUUAUACCAGAUGAUAUGGAGUUUGAUCGGACUCCUAAAGAAACCUGUAACGAGAUGCCGCAAUUUACGAAAUACCAACCAAGGCAGUUCACAACUACAGCCCUACAACAAGUUAAAGUGGACUUAACAUGGGAUGAGACGAAUCCAGAAAGGCUAGAGAUUGCACAAAAAUUAAAUUCUGGGAAACUUGAUCAAAUCAACAGGAACGAUUUACAAGCUUAUUUAGCUACCGAUUCAAGCGGCGAUGAAUCAGCAGAGGAUAAAGAAGCAAAGAAAGAAAGUCAAGAAAGUAAAAAUGAUUCCGACGCGGAAACAAAUGCAGAUCCAAUUAAAAAAUAUACAGCUUUGUUGAACGAGAUAGCGGAACAGGAACAAGCAAAACAAAUGAAGGACGUUGGAUUGGAAUUCACAUGGGGUAUAGGAACAAAAGAGAAAGCUGAGAAACUGGUAAAGGAAAGAAUGAAGAAGAACGAAAAUCUAACGCCAUUUGAGCAAUAUUUGGAGAAACGUAAAGAAAAGAAAAAAGCUAAACGCAAUGAGCGAAAGAAUCGUCAAAACGCAGAUAACGACGCGUCUACAAAUUCUGAGGAUUCUGGAAUGUCUGAUUCGGAUGCAAACGAAACUGACAGAAAAAAUACAAAUAACAAAUUAUCGUCUUCCACAAGGAGAAAAGUUAUGAAACAUGGUAGUCUGGCUCCGUCGGACGAUGAAGACGAAGCACGACGUAAAGCCGAGUUAGAACUUCUUCUAAUGGAUGAAGAAGAUGGUGAUGGUAAACAACAUUUCAAUAUGAAAAAGAUCGAAGAAAAUGCCACGAUGACGAAAUCUAAACAAAAGCGACUUAAUAAAAAGAAGAAUGGACAGGAUCAAAUAGUGGAAGACAAUUUUGAAGUGAAUGUACAAGAUUCAAGGUUCAAUGCAUUGUUUACUUCGCAUCAUUUCAAUAUCGAUCCAGCAGAUCCACAUUACAGAAAAACGAAGGGCACAGAAGCUCUAAUCAAAGAAAAAUUAAAAAGAAGAGUCGAUGAUACUUCCGUCGAUGAAAGCCAAACCAAGCAACCGAAGUUGAAGCCUAAUAUGGAACUACAAUCAUUAAUUAAAUCAGUGAAGAAAAACACAAAAAAUAUUUCACGACCAAUAAAGUGAUUGUUCUAUACGUGACUUUCGUUU